Molecule: messenger RNA, 3902 nt
Organism: Hippoglossus stenolepis (Pacific halibut)
Lineage: Eukaryota; Metazoa; Chordata; Actinopteri; Pleuronectiformes; Pleuronectidae
Gene: slc6a3
Product: solute carrier family 6 member 3
Exons: 16
Coding region: 401-2257 (618 amino acids)
Biological process (GO): sodium ion transmembrane transport; dopamine uptake involved in synaptic transmission
Cellular component (GO): plasma membrane; presynaptic membrane; neuron projection
Molecular function (GO): dopamine:sodium symporter activity; norepinephrine:sodium symporter activity
Source: RefSeq, a predicted model, not a curated record
ACAGAUCUCCACACCAGACCACAGGGUACUCUGGGCUCUGUGUGUCUGUCACUGGAGCCAAAGAGGGUGGGAGGGCUUUUCUACAACUCAUCGUAGAUUUACCAGUCCCUCUCUAUCUUUUUUUUUCUGUCUUCUUCUCCUCAUACUGUGAGUCUGUCUCUCACUGCAUUUUUCUUGUCUUUUGUUUUUCUUUAACCGACGUCUUUGCCUUAAAUCUGAGUCUAACUUCUCCAAGGACGCUCUGCGUAAAUAUGGUCAGCAUCAGUUUGCAGCACACGGACGAACGCCAGCACAACUGGAAUUAAAUUAGUUCAAACUUGAGGAGUGUCUGUCAUUUUUGAAAGCUGCUUCCUCUCACACAACCACCGGCAUUGCUCUGCUGAAAGCUGUGCACCCUUCCAUGCUGACGGAGAGAGUCGCUGUCGGCCUCAUGUCCUCGGUUGUAGCCCCCGAAAAAGCCCCCUCCAACACCAUGGGCCCCAAAGAGGUGGAGCUGAUCCUUGUAAAGGAGCAGAAUGGGGUUCAGGUCACCUCGACCACCUUAGUGGCGCCCACUCCGUCUCAGACCAACCCCAGCGGGGAGGAGGAGAGGGAGACCUGGGGGAAGAAAAUCGACUUUCUCCUGUCGGUCAUUGGAUUUGCUGUGGACCUCGCCAACGUCUGGAGAUUCCCCUACCUCUGCUACAAGAACGGAGGAGGUGCGUUCCUGGUGCCAUACAUGUUCUUCAUGGUGAUAGCAGGCAUGCCCCUCUUCUACAUGGAGCUGGCUCUGGGACAGUACAAUAGAGAGGGGGCAGCAGGGGUGUGGAAGAUCUGUCCUAUAUUUAAAGGCGUCGGCUUCACAGUGAUCCUCAUUUCCCUCUACGUUGGCUUCUACUAUAACGUCAUCAUCUCCUGGGCGCUGUUUUACCUCUUCUCCUCGUUCACUGGCGACCUACCCUGGGUCCACUGCAACAACACCUGGAACAGCCCGAACUGCUCGGACUGGGCCGACAACAGUUCAGUCAUCGACAUUUACAAGGCCACUCCUGCUCAGGAGUACUUCGAUCGAGGCGUGCUCCACAUCCAGGACAGUAGAGGCAUCGAUGACCUGGGUCGUCCACGAUGGCAGUUGACUUCCUGUCUUGCUGUGGUGAUUGUUCUGCUCUAUUUCAGUCUCUGGAAGGGAGUCAAGACAUCUGGCAAGGUUGUGUGGAUCACAGCCACCAUGCCCUACGUGGUCCUGACUGUGCUGCUGCUCCGCGGAGUCACCCUGCCUGGAGCCAUCGAUGGCAUUAAGGCCUACCUCUCCGUGGACUUCCUGAAGCUCUGCGACGCCAAGGUCUGGAUUGAGGCAGCGACACAGAUCUGUUUCUCGCUGGGAGUGGGGUUUGGUGUGCUAAUUGCCUUUUCCAGCUACAACAAAUUUAGCAACAACUGUUACAGAGACGCCAUCAUCACCACCUCCAUCAACUCUUUAACCAGCUUCUUCUCCGGCUUUGUGGUCUUCUCCUUCCUCGGUUACAUGUCUUUUAAACACAACGUGGCCCUGGACAAAGUUGCCAGAGAUGGUGCUGGGUUGGUGUUUGUCAUUUACCCAGAAGCCAUUGCAACAUUACCUGGGUCAUCGGUGUGGGCGGUUAUCUUCUUCAUCAUGUUGCUGACGCUGGGCAUUGACAGUGCUAUGGGUGGGAUGGAGUCGGUGAUCACUGGGCUGAUUGAUGAAUUCAAAUGCCUCCACAAGCACAGAGAGCUGUUCACCCUCUUCAUCGUAGUCUCCACCUUCCUCAUAUCCCUCUUCUGUGUAACAAAUGGUGGGAUGUAUGUGUUUACUCUGCUGGACCACUUUGCAGCCGGAACUUCAAUUCUCUUUGGAGUGCUUAUUGAAGCCAUCGGCAUCGCGUGGUUCUAUGGUGUGGAUCGUUUCAGCGACGACAUCGAGGAGAUGAUUGGCCAGCGACCAGGCCUGUACUGGAGGCUGUGCUGGAAGUUUGUCAGCCCCUGCUUCCUCCUGUUCAUGGUGGUGGUGAGCUUUGCCACGUUCAACCCUCCAAACUACGGCAGCUACGUAUUCCCUCAGUGGGCCAACACGGUGGGCUGGUGUCUGGCUAUGUCGUCAAUGACCAUGGUGCCGCUCUACGCCAUCUACAAACUCUGCACGCUGCCUGGAAAGUUUUGCAAUAGACUGGCUUAUGCCAUCACCCCAGAGACAGAGCACCAUUUGGUCGACAACGGGGAGGUUCGGCAGUUCACUCUGAAACACUGGUUGGUGGUCUGAGUGCUACACACAGAGAGAGAGAGAGAGAGAGAGAGAGAGAGAGAGCGAUGGAGAGAGUGAGAGAGACAGAGAAUGAGAGUAUGGACGUUGGGUGGAUGAAUGCCUGCACAGCAAAGGCCUGGGAAGCAAAGAAUAAGAGAGAAAUAGCCAUUUAAAUCUACCAUGAUUGCGGCUGCGGGGGUGGGAGCUGUUUGAAAGUGCCGAAAAAAACAAACCCAUAGAAAAUCGUGUUCUUUUCCAUAAAUACAAAAAAAAUCCUAUAGUCAAGAAAUCAUACUGUGUAACUUUUCUUCACUUUGCACGUAGAUAACAAUAUAAUGAACGUACCCGGGGUUAGGAGUUUGAGAUGCUACACACAACAAUAAGCAUUUUUUAUAUAUGUUUAUUAUAAAAAGAUUUUUUCUUCAUUCUUUAGCUGUUAAUGACAUUAGCAGUACACAGCUUUUUUUAUUAUUAGUGUAAUACAAGAACGUAGCAGUCGGGUGUGUGAUAAAUGUCACAGGUUUCACUGAAUUCAUGUAAUAAUUUAUUGACUUUUAAAAGACUGUUAUGAUGCUAUGUCACAGGUUUAUUGUCGGCUUUGAAAAGGAGAAAAAAAAAAAGCGACUUACUUUUGUUUACAUAAAAAUAUCUUACAGGACAGAACGGCUGCUACAUCAACAGACCAAAAGAUUUGCAUAAGAUAAAACCUGAGCUUUCUCACUUUUAUUUCUUUUUUUCCAUCAGCACAAAUAGACUUCGAUCAACAAAACGUAACGUAAAUAUCUAAAAAACAAUCGGACACAAUCCAUUGUUGAUUUGUUUUGUAAUAUUCCUUUUAAAUUAGAAUAAUGUAAAUUACAUAAAAUCCUACAAUUGAAACCGUUUAUCAUUCAGAUACUUAAAAAUGUCUAAGGUGGAAAUAAUGAGACUUAAAUCAUUUUUAACAGCUGUCCAGUGGUGAUAAAAGAACAAAAACUCCAAAUAAUUAUCACUGAGAGAGGAAAAAAAGAAAAUACAUAAUCUGCCACGUUGUUAUUCGUCACCAUUUCUCCUCAGUUUCAGGUGAUUUCUUCCUCCAGAAGCUUUAAUUUAAACUGUUUACAGAAUCUCACUCCGAAUCUCAAGACUGUUUAAAACGCUGCUUUUUAUGAAACUGCAAAUAAAUAGUGUGUCAUGUACCAUAUGAAGUAAUUUAAGUUAUACAGUAAAUCUGUGUAAGUAAAUGUAAUGUAGAGGGGCUUGUAUCGUAUUGUAUUGUAUGAUAUUCUGUAACAAGACCAACAAGAUUACAUAUAUUAUAUAGAAUAUAUGAUCUGAGAUUAUAUAUAUAUCUGAGACCACUUUCCUGUUCACUUCAACAGGAAAGUUGUUUUAGACCUUUGUAUAUAAUAUAUUAUAAUAUUAUUGCUUUGUUUGCUGUGAAGUUGAUAUUAGCCUUAAGGACCUUGGUGAGGAUUACAUGGAGAAUCCAUAGGAGCUCUUUCUGUUGGAACCCUUUUCAAGCGGGUCAGCAGUGACUCGUUCUCACCUCGUGCUACAUGUAACACACCGAAGGGUUCAUUAUGUCCAAAAUCGUAUGCCUGUGCUGCUGUACUGUGGUGUUCCUGACCGUAUGACUUUGUUUUGUACUGUCAAAUAAAGUAUAAUUAAUUCAGUUAUUACA